Bacidia gigantensis is the source of this 669-nucleotide messenger RNA. RefSeq lists its product as uncharacterized. The transcript is spliced from 2 exons. The record is from RefSeq and is a predicted model, not a curated record. The coding region runs from base 1 to 669 and encodes 222 amino acids. NCBI's taxonomy places the organism in Eukaryota, Fungi, Ascomycota, Lecanoromycetes, Lecanorales, Ramalinaceae. Gene Ontology annotation, cellular component: cytoplasm.
AUGGAAGACCAGGUCAAUCGGCUAGUCAGCAAGACGUGGGGGAAAACAACCCUAGCCAGUCUUGUUGCCUCUAAACUCAACGAUAUCCAUAACGAAAGGGCUCCAGGAUGUGCACAUACGCCGGUCGCAGCCUUUGUUCCGUUGGACGGCUAUCAUCUUUCCCGCGCACAGCUUUCUGCCAUGCCAGAUCCUUCGACAGCUCAUGCCCGCCGUGGAGCUGCUUACACGUUUGACGCAUCUGCUUUCCUUCAGCUAGUCAAGACUUUGAGGGAGCCCCUAGCUCCCGAGACGAAAGUCCACUAUGCGCCUUCAUUCGAUCAUGCCAUGAAGGACCCAGUUCACGGAGACAUUCCAAUACAUCCUACAACAAGAGUCGUUAUCUUCGAAGGCAACUACCUCAGUUUAAACAAGGGCGAUUGGAAGGAGGCUGCUGCAAUCAUGAAUGAACUCUGGUUUGUCGAAGUAGACUUCGCAAUGGCGAGGAGAAGAUUAGUUGCUAGACACUUGAAAGCGGGAAUUGCGAAGGAUGGAUCGGAGGCUGGUAGAAGAGCAGACCAUAACGAUCUGGUCAAUGGGAGAGAGAUUGUAGACGAUCGCCUGGAGGUACAAGAGGUAGUGACGAGCACGGAGGAUGUAACUUGGAGAGCAGAGGCUCAAAUGUGGGAAUGA